GUACAAUACUGCAAAAUGGAGCGAUAUUUACGAUUUUACAUAAAAUUUCAAGGAUACAUGAUUGGUGCGUUUACGGUACUUUUCUCGAUCCUGCUAACGAUUGUGAUAUUCGAAUCGAACGAACCAUACUAUCCGAUGGAGUUUUAUUACAACUACCGCUUCAUGGGCAGUACGGCCGUGGUGCUGGGAGUGUUUUGGUUUAUUGCUGGCGUGUCCUUCCUGUACGGUGUGUAUCGUGAAAUCAAGCAGUGCUUACUUCCGUUUGCUCUGCUGUACAUACUCGAUUUGUGUCUGUUGGCCAUUCGGGAUAUUGUGAUGAUUUGGCACGAUCGUCGCUGGUACACGAUGGUGUUUGUGAACAUUCCAUCGCUAAUAGCAGUGCUGUACAUCACUUGCUUUUUGUUCAUGACGCUGAUCGCUCUGGCUCGUUUGUUCAGCACCGAUCCGAAGCCGCAAACGGGUGAUAAUUUUGUACGGUUCAACAACGGCAUCACAAACCCGGUCGUACUGGAGGAUGAAGCGGCACUGGUGGAAGGAUAG
Anopheles maculipalpis is the source of this 540-nucleotide messenger RNA. RefSeq lists its product as uncharacterized. Lineage: Eukaryota; Metazoa; Arthropoda; Insecta; Diptera; Culicidae. The transcript is spliced from 3 exons. The coding region runs from base 16 to 540 and encodes 174 amino acids. The record is from RefSeq and is a predicted model, not a curated record.